AUGGGUUGCGUCCGUAGCAAAGAAGACAAAGGCCCGGCACUAAAGUACCGACCAGAUAACGCCAGCAACACUCCAGUCAAUACCCACCUGGGCCACUAUGGUCCGGAGCCCACGCUAAUGGGCCACUCACCGGCAGCGAAGACACUCAACAACAGCUACAACAGUCACGCCUCUGCGCUCACACCUUUUGGCGGCGCGUCGUCAGCCAUGGCACCUUUUGGAGGAGCCUCCACCUCCUUCACUUCUGUGGCUGUGAGCAGUCCCUUUCCUGGUGUCGUCACAGGUGGCGUAACAUUCUUCGUGGCGCUCUAUGACUAUGAAGCCAGGACGUCAGACGAUCUGUCAUUCAAAAAAGGCGAUCGCUUUCAAAUUAUCAACAACACGGAAGGCGACUGGUGGGAGGCUCGUUCUAUUAACACGGGACAGAAGGGUUACAUCCCCAGCAACUACGUGGCCCCUGCUGACUCCAUACAAGCUGAAGAGUGGUAUUUUGGCAAAAUGGGACGCAAAGAUGCCGAGCGGCUUUUAUUACUUCCGGGUAACCAGCGAGGUACUUUCUUGGCACGAGAGAGUGAGACAACGAAGGGUGCCUAUUCUCUAUCUAUCCGCGACUGGGAUGAAGUCAAGGGGGACAAUGUGAAACACUACAAAAUCCGAAAGCUGGACAGUGGUGGUUACUACAUUACAACUCGGGCUCAGUUUGAGACGCUACAAAAGCUGGUGAAACACUAUACAGAACACGCCGACGGUUUGUGCUACAAGCUGACGACGGUGUGCCCCACCGUGAAGCCACAGACUCAGGGACUUGCCAAGGACGCAUGGGAGAUUCCUCGAGAGUCCCUGCGACUGGAAGUCAAGCUUGGCCAGGGAUGCUUUGGAGAGGUCUGGACGGGCACGUGGAACGGUACUACCAAGGUAGCCAUUAAAACCCUGAAGCCAGGUACGAUGUCCCCAGAGGCGUUUUUGCAGGAGGCCCAGAUUAUGAAGAAACUGCGACACGACAAGCUCGUGCCUCUCUACGCCGUUGUGUCGGAAGAACCCAUUUACAUUGUCACCGAGUUCAUGGGCAAAGGGAGUUUGCUGGACUUCUUAAAGGAGGGAGAUGGCAAAUACUUGAAGCUGCCCCAGCUGGUGGACAUGGCCGCGCAGAUUGCGGAUGGCAUGGCCUUCAUCGAGAGGAUGAACUACAUCCACAGGGACCUGCGAGCCGCCAACAUCCUGGUUGCUGACAACCUGGUGUGCAAGAUUGCCGACUUCGGCCUGGCACGGCUCAUAGAAGACAACGAGUACACGGCCAGACAAGGAGCAAAAUUCCCAAUCAAGUGGACGGCGCCAGAAGCAGCUCUAUACGGCCGCUUUACUAUCAAGUCAGACGUUUGGUCGUUUGGUAUACUACUGACUGAACUGGUCACCAAAGGCAGAGUGCCCUAUCCAGGUAUGGUGAACCGGGAGGUGCUGGAACAGGUGGAGCGUGGCUACCGCAUGCCGUGUCCUCAGGGCUGCCCAGAAUCUCUGCAUGAAAUGAUGCGCCAUUGCUGGAAGAAGGAGCCCGACGAGAGGCCGACCUUCGAGUACAUCCAGUCCUUCCUGGAGGAUUACUUUACGGCUACGGAACCCCAAUACCAGCCGGGGGACAACUUGUAG
Messenger RNA from Nerophis lumbriciformis (worm pipefish), 1644 nucleotides. NCBI's taxonomy places the organism in Eukaryota, Metazoa, Chordata, Actinopteri, Syngnathiformes, Syngnathidae. The record is from RefSeq and is a predicted model, not a curated record.